This is a messenger RNA of Phasianus colchicus (ring-necked pheasant), 3017 nucleotides long. NCBI's taxonomy places the organism in Eukaryota, Metazoa, Chordata, Aves, Galliformes, Phasianidae. The record is from RefSeq and is a predicted model, not a curated record.
GGAGCUGCUUUUUUAUUCUCAGACAGUAUUCCUUCAGGUUGUUAGCGACAGCAAGUUGUCGUCAUUUUGUAGCCAUUCAGCAAGUAACAAAAACAAGCUGAAUCUCUCAUUCCAGUUUUCUAAGGACAAAGUUUCCCAAAACAAAAAUACACCACCACUUCUUGGAGCGCUUAACAUCUCCAGUAGAUAAAAGGACUGAAGCCCAGGUUUUUGAAGACACUUAGGUGCUUGACUCCCACUAGAACUGAAUUAGACCUAAGUACCUAUAAAUAGCUUUAAAACUUUGAGUGACUAUGAAGACCUUCCUCAUCCAUCACUUGGCAAUGGUCCCAUCAGAAUGGAAGUAAUUCAUAUCAGCAAGGUCACAUAAAAAACCUGCAGUUCUGCUUUUCAGAAACUGCUCAUAUCAGAUGAAUUGCUGCAUUCUACCGUAGCUUUUCUUGAAAUACAGCUUCUGAAGUAGAUUACUUAUAUUUGCUAGAGGAAAAAAGUCCUUGCUUGCAUGAAAGUAAAUAUUUAAGGCAGAUAACUUUUAAAAAGGACACAACAUUAUACCGCAAAAAUACCCACCUGUAUUCCUUAUAAUCCAUUUUUUAUUAAAACUGAGAAAUAAAAGUAAAAUUCACAAUUAAAUUACUUUCUGCUGUUUCCAGGGGAUACUCUUUACAUUCCAUUUGGUUUCACUUUGCAGUUCCUCUACCCGUUUUCAGUGCUGUUGUUAUAGACAUAUGUAACCUUCAGAGAACAUUUAUUCCCAAACAUAAAACCUCUAUGGAUUUUACUUUUUGAUAUUUAAUAACAUUUACCUGUGUGUUAGCCUUCAAAUCAUUUUUUUUUUUUUUUUUUUCUCAUUGAAUCCAGAUUUUGGGGCUAGUGCUAAGAAGAGAAUGUGUUUGAAAUGGGGAGGUUGUCGUAUAUAUAUCAGGAGGUCCUUCAGGAUGCCGCAGAGCCAGGAUCAUGUGUGUGGAAGGCUGAGUUUGUUUUAUUCCUUGGGAUCUGAAGAACAACCACUUGCGUUGCAUCCCAUUAUUAAAUGGCAUAGACUUUCUUAAGAAUUGGUUUUUCAAAGAGAGGUGUGCUGAUUAGAUAAGAUGUCAUGGUCUUCCCCCGUCGAUGUAGGAAGAUAGCAGAUAUGAUCGCCUGAGAAAGCAGAGCUACCCAUUGCAAGCAUGGCUUUCGCCCAGUCGCACAUUAUGGCAGCUAGAAGGCAUCAGCACAGUAGACUCAUAAUUGAAGUGGAUGAGUACAGCUCCAACCCCACACAGGCUUUCACGUUCUACAACAUUAACCAGGGACGUUUUCAGCCCCCACAUGUGCAAAUGGUUGAUCCAGUGCCUCAUGAUGCUCCCAAACCUCCAGGGUAUACUCGAUUUGUCUGCAUUUCUGAUACUCACUCGAGAACUGAUCCCAUCCAAAUGCCAUAUGGAGAUGUGUUAAUACAUGCUGGUGAUUUCACUGAGCUGGGACUUCCUAGUGAAGUAAAAAAAUUCAACGAGUGGCUAGGUAGCCUGCCCUAUGAAUACAAGAUUGUGAUAGCAGGAAAUCAUGAAUUGACCUUUGACCAGGAAUUCAUGGCUGACUUAAUCAAGCAGGACUUUUACUAUUUCCCCUCUGUUUCUAAGCUGAAGCCAGAGAGCUAUGAAAAUGUACAGUCUCUUCUAACAAACUGCAUCUAUCUUCAAGACUCUGAAGUGACCGUGAGGGGAUUCAGAAUAUAUGGCUCCCCUUGGCAACCUUGGUUUUAUGGCUGGGGCUUUAAUCUUCCACGAGGCCAAGCACUAUUAGAGAAGUGGAACCUUAUUCCAGAUGGGAUAGAUAUUCUUAUAACACAUGGACCACCUCUCGGUUUUCUAGACUGGGUACCUAAGAAAAUGCAACGGGUAGGAUGUGUAGAGCUGCUGAACACAGUCCAGAGACGAAUACAGCCAAGGCUUCAUGUGUUUGGACAUAUCCAUGAAGGUUAUGGUGUCAUGGCUGAUGGAACUACUACCUACGUGAAUGCUUCUGUGUGCACUGUGAAUUACCAGCCACUAAAUCCACCUAUAAUUAUUGACUUACCUACUCCGAGGAAUACAUGAUUAUAAUAAAGGAUUUCAUGUUGUGCCCAACACAUUAGCAACUUUAUAUUGCUGGCUGAGAAUCCCAGUAGGGAACUAUUCAACAAGAAAAGUUCUUCUUCUCUUUUUCCUGCUAGCUCUUCACAGAUAAAUCUGAGUGACAAAAAUGGAUGAUGAACAAAGACAUUUUGGUGCCAGAAACAGAUUAAAGACAUAUCACCAUUAAAAUGUUUGUGAACACAGAAAAGUGAAUGCAUUCCACAUCUAUAUACAUAUACAUCUCUCUCUCUCUCAAGUAGGGACUUUUGUAUAUACCGUACAUUAUAUUGGACUAAUUAAAAGAACAGUGUCUUUCAGGGGAAUGUUUCUUCAAGAAAGUUUGCAGUUUAAACAAAGUUUAGACUAGGAUUUCUUCAUUUCAGAUGUUUCCCAUUGAGCUCUUGAUAAAAGUGAUGUUAAAGAUGUUUUCCCUUAACACAGGAAACACAAAAGAUGCUUCAUAAAUGAUCAGCCACAAGAGGAAAGCUAUUAUUUCAAGCCUUCCAGGUCUUGAGUCCUUCCGUCUAUUCCAAACCAAUGCAAUAGAGGUCUUAAUUCACUGUACUGAAAUGAAGUUUGCUACAUCUGACAUUAAGGGGAAGGAUGCAUAUUGCCAGCAUGUUGUAAACAGCUCAAAAUCCAAGAAGGGAGAAGGGAGACUGUGUUAAGUGCAGUAUAAACUCAGGAAUUGUAAGCUGGCCUCACCUGUGGGGGGAAAGGGGGGGGGGGAGGGAAGGAAAAAAAAGAAAAAAAAAAACGAUAACAUUUCCCUUAAAAAAAAGAAGGAGUAUAACUGUGUUUUCAUAUGGUAAGGCAAUGCGUGAUUGUCUGUAUAAAGAAAAAGACAAAAACAACACCCAACAACCCAUUGCUCAGUAUUGAAAUUUUAAAUAAAAUCCACUGGGACUAUUUGUUUAAAAA